Messenger RNA from Daktulosphaira vitifoliae (grape phylloxera), 792 nucleotides. RefSeq names its product myb-like protein J. NCBI's taxonomy places the organism in Eukaryota, Metazoa, Arthropoda, Insecta, Hemiptera, Phylloxeridae. The record is from RefSeq and is a predicted model, not a curated record. The coding region runs from base 114 to 719 and encodes 201 amino acids. The transcript is spliced from 2 exons.
AAACAGUAUGUUUUCUAUCCGGCCAUCCAUUUGAAAGUAACAACUGUCAUUGUGAUCAUCAAAUCGUUAAAAUAACUAAUAACAAAUAAUAAAGAAGACUUAUUAAUAGAAAAAUGUAUUUUAAAUUCUACUUAUGUAUAAUAUCAACACUAACAACCUCUUUGCCAAUCAGUAAAUCUCAAUCUGAAAACUCCAGUAAAAUAUACCACUCAUUACUAAAGCCUAUACCUCGAAGCUUAUCAACCAUAAAUUAUCGUAAAAAUAGUUUUCAAAACUCUUUUGGCAUAUCAGGAAAUAUUGGAGUUGGAUUACAUUUUGGAGGGGGCUAUAGAAUUAAUAAUAAAAAUGGAAAUGAGAAUGAACAAAUAGUUCAUAACAGAAUAUAUGAUAAAUAUUUAGGUACUAGCUUUGGUUUUGGUUCGAUGAGUGGUUUCAAAAAAAAAUAUGAAAAUGAUGUUGAUCAAGGUCAAACUACAAAUCAGCAUUACACUGAACAUGAUCAACAAGAACAACAAAAUGAAAUAGUGCCAGAAAUUAAUAAUGAUAGUUCUAUAAUAAUAACUACAACUACAACUACAACUACUGCUAGACCAAACAGUGUCUUCAGAAAAAUUUCUACAUAUUGGUCAGGUGACCCUAAAAGUGAAUCUUCAAAUGGAGUUUUGAAGUGGAGUAAAAUUAAAUUGAAAAAUAAGAGCCCUGUGGGUACACCAAGAUAGUUCUAAUAAAUUUUAUAAUGUUUUGGAAAAAAAUGAUGAAAACAUAUAAUUUAAUAAAAAUUUUACUUACUAG